Fusarium venenatum is the source of this 1551-nucleotide messenger RNA. RefSeq lists its product as uncharacterized. Gene Ontology annotation, molecular function: UDP-glycosyltransferase activity. The record is from RefSeq and is a predicted model, not a curated record. Lineage: Eukaryota; Fungi; Ascomycota; Sordariomycetes; Hypocreales; Nectriaceae.
AUGGUCACCACCAAACGUUUGCUUUUCUUCACAAACAGUGACUAUGGCCAAGCCAACGUCGUACUUGCAACGGCACAUGCAAUAGGUCUUGAGAACCCAGAUGUCGAGAUACACAUCGCUUCGUUCCAAGAAUUGGAGACUGGUGUCGACAAUGCUUCCAGAUUCAUGCAAGCGUCAGCAUCGCAACAGAAGCUACCAACCCCAAAAUCCUUCAUCUUCCACAAAAUUGAGGGAAUUAGUUGGGGACCGGCUACGAAACGUCCUGGAACGGCAAUCUUCGAUACAUUGGAGUUGACUCCAGGAUUUGUGAACUCCGCUAAAGGUGUGGCUACUUUGCCUGCUGUCAUGGUUCCUUGGACUCCGGAGGAGUACAUGGAGAUUUAUUGGGAUACACAAAGAAUCUACGAUGAAGUCAAUCCAGAUUUGACUAUUGUUGAACCUUUGUAUACACACGGAUUGACAUUCUGCCAUUACCGAGGUGUAAGGUGGAUGGUCCUUUCUCCAAACACGAUUAAGGAGUUUGCAGUUCCUUUGCAACCAAAGUUGGCUGCGCUAUGGAAAUAUCCGAUGGCUUGCUCGGCACUGCCGUAUCCCAUACCUUGGAGUCUUAUCCCAACAAACAUCGCUUUCAGCUUCGUGGCCGGCUACAACCUGCUCACAAACACACGCUUGAAGCAUACAACCAAUAUUCUACACGAAAAAGUGAAUCCUUCCAUUCAGCUUAUGACUAUGAUGGAACUCGGCGUCCUGAGACCGGCACCAGAAAACCUCCCCAUUCUUGUGGCGAACAGUCCCGAUAUUGACUACCCAUUUACUGUGAUACCUCCGCAACUCACAUCGUGCGGUCCCAUUGUACGCGCAGCACCGCAUAUUAGAGAGGCUGACCCGGGUUUGGCUGUAUGGCUCAGUCGAGGACCAACAAUUUAUAUCAACUUGGGCACACACCACAAGUCAAAUCUAGAUGAAGCACAUGAAAUGGCCAAGGCUUUGAAAAUGGUUCUUGAGAAGGGCGACGCACAGGGGCCUAAAGAGAGACCGCUGCAGAUUCUAUGGAAGUUGGGAAGAACACCAGAUAAGGAAGGAAACAUUUCGCAACGAGACUCGUAUAUCGGCGAGUGGGCUUUGGUGAUUGACAUGCUACAAGGUUACAUCAAACAGAAUAGGGUGCGCGUUACAGAUUGGCUUGUUGCUGAACCAAAGUCUGUGAUUGAAUCGAAAAGCAUUGUGUGUUUCGUCAACCAUGGUGGAGCGAACUCCUUCCAUGAAGGUCUAUGUGCCGGUAUUCCGCAGGUGCUCUUGCCCGCUUGGACAGAUUGCUAUGAUUUUGCCAACCGAGUUGAGCUUCUCGGUGUUGGUCGUUGGGGGAACAAGAAAGCGAAGCCACGAUGGCAAGAAGAUGAACUAUCCAACGCUAUUAUGGACACAAUUUUCGGAUCGGAAUCGGUCAAGAUACAGAAGGCGGCUGAGGAGGUUGCUGUUCGUCAUCCAGAGUGGGAAGGUCGACAGAAGGCUGCCAAGGAGAUACUCAACUACUUAGAUAGCAUGCGCUGA